AUGGCAAGCUACAGCUCCUACGGUCCAGCUACAACUUCUCAAUCGGAUGUUCCGACAAAGAAGGCAAAGGCUACCAGUGAAGAAAAGUUAACCGCUGAACGAUUGCUCAAAUUCAUCUUAUUCAACGAGGAUCGCGCGGAUGUGCAUUUUUUGUUUCCAAGCGAGACCGAGGCAGUUGUUCGUUUGCCCGGUCACAAACUGAUUCUCGCGACACGAAGCUCUGUUUUUGGAGCUCAAUUCAGCGGUCGGUUCGCCGAUGAGGACGAGUGCCGGAUCAGCGACGUCUCAUCGGACUCAUUUCGAGAGUUUCUUCGUUAUUUGUAUACCGAUACGAUCGAGGCGACCGAAUUGUGGGUGUUCGCCGAGUUGUUCUACUUGUCGGAGAAAUACAUGAUUCAUACGAUGAAAGACGAUUUGAUUCAAAAGUUGAACGAAAUCAUGGGCAAGCACGACGUUUUGGAGUUGCUCACCCCUCCGCUCUCCAAUCAUUUGACGAAAGAAGCUGUCUUCAAUUUGAUUGACGAGCGAAUCGAUCACGUGCUCCAAUCACCGCUCUUCCUACAAUUGCCCAAAGAAGUGGUGAAAGACAUCCUCCAAAGAGACUCGCUGAAGUGCAACGAGAUGACGAUUUACUCGGGAAUGAUCAAAUGGGCUGAGGCUGAGUGCAAGAGAAACGAUUGGCCGGCAGAUGGAGAGGGAUUGCGGAGAGCUCUCGAUGAACUUUUACACCUCAUUCGGUUUCCAGCAAUGUCCGGCGAAGAGUUCAACAAUGGUCCGGUUGGAAAGGGAUUGUUUGAGGGAAAGGAAGCUUACGACUUGCUCCUUUGCAUCAACUCACUCCAGACAAAGAAAGAACUUCGCAAGAUGGCAACCGUUGGUUUAACUACAACAUCUCAAUCGGAUGUGGUGAAAGCGCCAAAGAAGCCAAAGGUUACCAGUGAAGAGAAGAAGGCUCCAGCUCAUCCCACAUACGCUGAGAUGGUCGUUGCCUCAAUCAGUGCAUUGGCUGAUCGCAAAGGAUCUUCAAGGAUUGCAAUCGCUAACUAUGUGCUUCAAAAUUACAACGUCGGAGGUGACAGCAAAAAGGUGAACCUGCACGUGGGCGUCAAUUUGAAGAAGGGGGCCGACUCGGGUCUUUUGCAGCAAGCCGCAAAAGUCGCCGCCAAGAAAGCUGCGAGGAAGACCACCACCAAGUCACCAAAGGAGGCCACGACCAGCAAAUCACCAAAGAAGGCUGCCACGACGAAAUCAUUGAAAGUCGUUGGAAAGAAGACUGCGGUUGAGGAAAAGAAGGCAGCAACUUCCAAGAAGUCGACGGUGAAGACUGCGAAGGGCGACUCCGCCACUCUCAAGGCCAAGUCACCAAAGAAGGCCACCGCCAAGUCAGCAAAGAUGGCAAAUAGCGACUCUUCAAUUCCCAAGGCACCAAAGAAGGCCACCGUCAAGGUUUUGUUGGACGGUACUUUGGUA
This is a messenger RNA of Mesorhabditis belari, 1470 nucleotides long. The record is from the annotation of a GenBank genome assembly. NCBI's taxonomy places the organism in Eukaryota, Metazoa, Nematoda, Chromadorea, Rhabditida, Rhabditidae.